GAAAAUUACCAGUACCACCAGAACCAGAGUUGUGUAGACCUCCGUAGUCGUUGGGUGUGUAUCCUCGCUGUCGGUGUUCCGUUUCUAGGUAGUUUCAUGAUCACCACGUCGAAAGAUUCUCAACGACAUCUGUGCCCAUUUAUUAGUGAGAUAAACUAUUCUUUUGUAAAUAAAUAGUGUCGGACGUUUCGCCAUCAUGUCCUCUCUUCUACGAGCACUCUUCAAUGGGACCAGUAAACAUAAAAAGUUGUCGGAAAACUGGGCCACAACGCGGGAACCCGUAGUGGAAGGGGUGACCUUCUACUGCAAAUAUCUUGGGUCAACAAUUGUGGAUGACCCGAAAGGCGAGACCACAACGGCCGAGGCCAUCAAGCGCAUCAUCCAAACGGCCAAGAUGACCCUCCUGAAGCCUGAUAAGGUCAGCCUCCACGUCUCCGUCGAGGGAAUUCGCGUCCAAUACACAGAGACCAGUGCAACGUUAAUCCACACAUCUAUUUACAAGAUCUCGUACUGCUCGGCUGACGCUCAUUAUGACCAUGUCUUCGCAUUCAUCGCUACGAACGAUAAUGAUACGUGCGAGUGUCAUGCUUUCUUGUGUCCCAAAAGGAAAAUGGCUCAAGCUGUGACAGUAUCCAUAGCACAGGCAUUCAACCUUGCUUAUGAAUAUUGGAAGAUGGCUAUGGAAAAUAAGGAAAAUGGGGAAAUCUUUGCACAUGAAGAAUUACCUGCGGAAGUGACGGUUAAUGCUGUAUCACUCAGUGAUCAGUCAAAGAGUAACAACUCCCAACCUUCGAGUCAGGCCUCUUCUCCAAUCCCCAUUCAUCCUGACUUUGGAUCCUCAGACAUGAGCACCUCAGGUUACCAGUCCAGCACCCAGGCCCUCUUGAUAGACCUUGACGAUUCUUCUGAAAAGAUGAGUGAACAAACUAAAAAUAAUGAAGUUUCCACUAAAAUUAAUAAGCCUUGGGAUGCCUUUGAUGACUUCAGUGAUGUUAGUGAUGAAUUUUCAAGAUUGGCUUUAAGGGCCGCAGAGGAACCACAGCAUUUGCCUGGGACAUCUCCAUCGGAAUGGGCCGCUCCAGGUCCUGUAGCAUUCCUGGCUCCCCUUCCAGCUUCUCAGACAGAGAAUACCUCUUGGCCAUCAGUUAGCUCACCAUCUUCAACUUCUACUGCCAGCUCUCCAACCAGUCCUUGGCAGGUUGGCCAUUCUCCCCCAGAUUUUCAGGAUGACUUUUCAAGAUCUCCAAAUAUGGCCUUCCUGCACUCAUGCCAGUCUCCAUCUAACAUAUAUGAUGGAUUCAACAGUAUUUCAAAGCAAGCAACUGCUUGUGGGAUUCCUGAAAACAAUCCAAUGCAGAAUCCAUUCAUCAGUCACAACAAUCCAGUUAUACCUGUACCCUUGAACUCUACUCCAUCAAAUCCAUUUUGUAACAUGAACACUACCAUUCCUGUUAAUGGUUGUGGUACUUGGCAGCCCAUAUGGGGUGGAAGAUUGUUUGACUCUAAGAACAAGUUGAUAUGCUCUUGAGCACCCAUUUUGGAUAAGGUUACAUCAGGUGUGCAUCUUUCAAUGUAAAGACAAUUUAUAUCGACUUUGAAGUCAUCCAGUAAUACAGCUGUAGUACAACUCCUGAAUUUUUCGAGCACUGAAGUUGUAAUACUGUUAAUAUCCUACAUAAUUUGUAGAUGAGAAGAGUAUAAAUUAGUGAUAUUUAAACAAAAUAGUUGGUAAUACAGUAAUACUUGUAGGAAAUUACACCCAAAGUACAAUUUAUACCUGCUUGUAUCAAGUAGGUUAUUUACUGCAUUUUGUUGCGUGAUGCAAAGUAUGUGCAGUUCAAGUUAUGAAAAGUUAUGAGGUGGCAGACAAGCUAACAUAAAACCAGACCCAUAAGGAUAAAUAGAUUGAACAUGUUAUGAAGUAGGCACUGCAGGUUUUGUAAGUUUUUAUCACCCUUUUUAGUACUUUUAUAAUUGCCAGUGCAUUAAUUUGUAGAAUGGUUGCACUAAGAGACUGGAUAUAAUUAAAAAAAUUUCUGAAUUAACACAGGUUCCCCAAUAAGAUUGGUGCUGAGAGCUGGGUAGUUUUUAUAAAAUUCAGUUGUCUUGUAGGAUCCAAUUACUUUAUGCUGUAACAAAAUUUUAUCCUACUAACACUUUUAAAUGGUUUCAUGCUAUAUUGUGCAAGAAACAACCAUAGAAUUUGUAAUGUGAAACUGAAGUUUCAUUUUUUGAAUUUUUUAAGAUUAACGUUAAGGGGUAGCGAUCAAAAGACAGCAUGAAAAGUUUUCAUAAUUAAAAUAUUCUUGAAUCUCACAAAUUUAGCUGUUUUGGUACAAAAUACUUUUAACUUCAGGCAACACACACUUACUCAUUGCGCUCGCUGGAUGAUACAUUAUGUAGUCAGUAACUUACAGAUUUCUGUAGGUAAAAUUUGGCGCACAUGGUAUACAAUUCAGUAAAGUACAUGCACUGAAUUUUGUAAUCUUAUUUGGAAGUAAAUAUCCUAGUAAUGUUGUAGAGAAUCUUAAAUACUGUGUUAUAGAAACAUCAUUGUUAGUCAUUUAAAGCAUUUUCCUUGUCUAUUUUAACUCAUAUAAAGGAUAAUUUUUAACAUAGGUUUACAUAUCCCUUCUUAUGGAAGUUAGUUUUGCAAAUGACUUUCUUCUCUACCACUACUGUGAUAAAUAGAGAUGCAUUUCUCGUGUAAAGUUUUCUAUAUUUGCUAUUUGGUGUAUUCUGAGGUUAAAAAUAUGCUGCAAUCUAUUUGAAGUUAAUUGUUGAUGUAGCAUUUGUUUUUCUGGUGUUAAAGGAAAUGUUAGUUGUAUAUUAGUAGUAACAGAUACAAUUCAAGUGUACUUUGGAAAAAAAAAAAUUUGAUCAUUUUGUACAUAUUGUAAAUAUAGUCAUUUUUCAUACGUACUUCUCAUCCAUUGUCUGAUAUACUGUAAUCGUGCAUUAAUUGGGCAGUGUUGCAGCGCUGUGUAGUUCUUUACUUAGGAAAUUCAAUAUAGUACUUAAAAAAAAGUUUUGACAUUGUUUUACCAUUUCUAGUACAAGGGCAUGAAUGAAUUGCCAUCAGAGUUUUAUUUAGUAGGAGGGAGUAUUGUUGUUUUGUCAAAAUUAAGGUGCACCUGUCCAACUCUUGAAUUUUUAGUCCGGUCUAGUGCCACUUGGUGAUACACAUUGGAGAUAAAUUCCAGUUCUGUGGUACUACUAUUAGUAAGUAGUUAAUUGCAACUUUCGCUAAAAGUUUAGCCGAAACAUGCAAUUUGAUUGAAGCCAUAAUUUUGAAAGAUUGUAGCUGCUGAUGAUGACAAAGACUUAAGAUCAGAAUAGUGGUUACUGGAAAUAGCUUAAAAAUUCGGUGUGUGAGGUCAGGCAUCUAGUAUUAUGGUGAUGGUAGGGGCAUAUAUUUUGUUGUUUCUAUUUUGUUGGGAAGUACCAAGAAGUUAAAAUAUUGUAUUUAAUUCUUGUAUGGAAUAAAUUUGUUAAGAAA
Molecule: messenger RNA, 3499 nt
Organism: Macrobrachium nipponense
Lineage: Eukaryota; Metazoa; Arthropoda; Malacostraca; Decapoda; Palaemonidae
Product: low density lipoprotein receptor adapter protein 1-B-like
Exons: 8
Coding region: 197-1528 (443 amino acids)
Source: RefSeq, a predicted model, not a curated record